AUGACCACGUCGAGACGCGUCCCGGUAACCCAAGACAUCGACGGCCAACCGAUCAGCCUCAACUUCGUCCCCGCCCUUUACCGGCGAAUUCCCACGUUUGAACCACAGGACGGCGAUAUCAUCCAGGUAACGUACCCCCGAUCCGGGACACACUGGGUGCAACAGAUUAUUCAGCUGAUCUUGUCCAAAGGAGAAUCGGUCAAAUCCUUCAAUGAAUUCCUGGAGAAGGCGCCUUUCCUCGAAGUCCAAGAAGUCAAGACGACCGCAUCCCCCAGACUCCUCCGGACCCAUUCCUCCAUGAGCAAACUUCGCCUUAGCGAAAAGGCCAAGUACAUUUACGUCGCACGCAACCCCUGGGAUUGCUGCGUGUCUUGCUACCAUUUCAUACGAGGAACUCCCUCAACCGAAUUCGCGAAUGGAACAUUUGAUGAUUUUCUGGACGCGUUUCUCAACGCGCGGGUGGGGUUCGGCGACUACUUUGAGCACGUACUCUCGGGUUAUAACCACAGAGGAGACUCAAACGUAUUCUUUGUCACGUACGAGGAACUCCAGACGACCAAAAAGGAUGUCGUGCUGCGGUUGGCCGAGUUCCUAGGGGAGCAUCACAGGAAAGAGCUCGAACAAAACGAAGUUCUUCAGCAAGUUCUGGAGAAGAGCACCGUGGAUUUUAUGAAGAAUAUUAUGAAGAUGAACGUCAAGCAGGUGCUCAACGUUUUUAAGAAGAACUCGCCGUACCUGCAGCUUGCGCGAGUCAUCAGCAACCAGGAGUCUAAUCAGUCGACCGACAUUCAGAUCCUCCGCAAGGGAGUGGUAGGCGAUUGGAAGCAACAUUUCACUCGUGAAAACUUCGAGAAAAUGCAGACUGCCAUCAUGGAUCGAACCAAGGGUUCGGAUAUCAUGAAUCUGUGGAAAUAUGACUGGUGA
Molecule: messenger RNA, 924 nt
Organism: Ixodes scapularis (black-legged tick)
Lineage: Eukaryota; Metazoa; Arthropoda; Arachnida; Ixodida; Ixodidae
Product: sulfotransferase ssu-1-like
Exons: 2
Coding region: 1-924 (307 amino acids)
Biological process (GO): sulfation
Cellular component (GO): cytoplasm
Molecular function (GO): sulfotransferase activity
Source: RefSeq, a predicted model, not a curated record